Centropristis striata (black sea bass) is the source of this 3077-nucleotide messenger RNA. RefSeq names its product phosphatidylinositol 4-phosphate 5-kinase type-1 alpha-like. Gene Ontology annotation, biological process: phosphatidylinositol metabolic process. The transcript is spliced from 17 exons. Lineage: Eukaryota; Metazoa; Chordata; Actinopteri; Perciformes; Serranidae. The coding region runs from base 242 to 2065 and encodes 607 amino acids. The record is from RefSeq and is a predicted model, not a curated record. Gene Ontology annotation, molecular function: phosphatidylinositol kinase activity.
AACAAAUUGCAGCUUCCGCACUGCUUCCUUGUUUAUUAGUUUUAGGGGAAACAGUGCCUUUAGAAGCGAAAAGGUUACUUUUUCCUUUCUCUGGAAACGACGAGAACUUCUCCAAGAGAUUUUCAAAUCCCCAGCUAGCUGAAAGGCUCACACAGAAGAAAGCUGACAGCGUUUGAUGUCCAGGAGGGAAUCCGGAUCAGAGUUUCACCCAAACCAAGUCUGAGAUCAGGUUCUGGUCUGAAUGGCCACAGCUGCAGAGGAGCCUCCAGGGCUGCAGGGCCUCUCUGGUAACCUGCAGAGUCAGUUCUGGAAGAGACUGUCUUCUCUCAGAGGUAAUGAACGAGAUUCCACUGGGAUUAGAAAAAAUGCUUCCCCCGAGAGUCCAAUCACCACCACCAUGACUCCGGCCAUGAAAAAAACCAUCGGCCAUCGUGGAAUUGAUCCCACGGGGGAGACGACGUACAAGAAGACAACAUCGUCGGCCCUGCAAGGCGCCAUCCAGCUAGGCAUCACGCACACAGUGGGCAGCUUAAGUCAGAAACCUGAGAGAGACGUGCUGCUGCAGGACUUUGAAGUGGUUGAAAGCAUCUUCUUUCCCAGUGAGGGCAGUAACCUGACACCAGCCCACCACUAUGGAGACUUCAGGUUCAAGACGUACGCUCCGAUGGCUUUCCGCUACUUCAGGGAGAUGUUUGGCAUCCGGCCUGAUGACUACAUGUAUUCUCUGUGUAAUGAGUCGCUGAUUGAGCUGUCAAACUCUGGGGCCAGUGGAUCUCUCUUCUACGUCUCCAAGGAUGAUGAGUACAUCAUGAAGACAGUGCAGCACAAAGAGGCGGAGUUUUUGCAGAAAUUGCUUCCAGGAUACUUUAUGAACCUGAACCAGAACAAACGGACCUUAUUACCAAAGUUUUAUGGCCUCUACUGCGUCCAGGCGGCGGGUAAGAACAUCCGUAUCGUAGCCAUGAACAAUCUGCUUCCGAGCACCGUGAUAAUGCACCUCAAGUUCGACCUGAAGGGCUCCACCUACAAGCGACGGGCUUCAGCUAAAGAGCGGGGAAAGGCCUUUCCAACAUUUAAGGACCUGGAUUUCAUGCAGGAUAUGCAGGGUGGGCUGUUACUGGAGGGGGACAAGUACAAUGCUGUUUGCAAGACCCUCCAGAGGGACUGUUUGCUUUUGCAAAGUUUUAAGAUUAUGGACUACAGCCUUCUGGUGGGAAUCCACAAUCUAGAUCAGGCUUGUCAAGAGCAGGCCAGUGACCAGUUGGCAGGCGCGGCUGCAGACCAAAGAAGGCCACUGGGACAAAAGUCCCUGUACAGCACUGCUAUAGAGGCCAUCCAGGCUGAGGCAGGGAGCAUGGGAUCACUGGACACUGAGGACAAAACGGGAGGAAUCCCUGCAAGAAACUCCAGAGGAGAGAGGCUGCUGGUGUAUAUUGGGAUCAUUGACAUUCUGCAGUCCUACAGAUUAGCAAAGAAGCUUGAACACUCAUGGAAAGCUCUGGUUCACGAUGGGGAUACUGUAUCAGUACACAGGCCAAGUUUCUAUGCAGACCGAUUUCAGAAGUUUAUGUGCAACGUAGUCUUCAAAAAGGUUUCAUUGAAGAACUCACCAUCUAAGAAGCGGCGUGCAGUGGGAGCUUUAAAAAAGACCGCCGGCUCUGGGCCGUCUCUGAUGACACAAAUGAGCAGCAGCAGCCAGCACCCGUCACUCCAACAGCAAUUCAGCUCUGAGUCCAGAGACGACACUGACGGAGACAACGUCAUGCAGUCAGGUCGUCCUGACCUCCUCCCAAAGACCUUACCGCCCAGCAACGAUGUUGCCAACGCUACUGAAAACACCGUCUCCUACUCCUUGGGAAACCCUGGAUUUGCUCCCACAAGUCAGCCUCCUCCUCCCUCUCAGGAUGCCUACAAGUCAGUGGGAGUGGAUUUAAACAACACAGCAAAGAGCAAAGACCAGGAGCAGAGCACCCCCAAGAGAGCUCCGUAUGAAGAAAGUAUCGGCUCCGAGGAUGUGAUCUCACUCAGUGACAUCGUUCCAAACGCAAACAAAUGCUCUGUGUAGCUGUGGGAAAGAAAAUUUGACUUAAAUGAACCGAAACAAAGUUGGAGGAUGAUGUGAGCAUGGAUGAAAUGUUACAACUCCCACUGGUGUAACUUGAGGUACCAGAAUAGAAAAAGUUUUACAGUGUAUCCAUGAGACCAAGUGGGGAUAUUUUGUUUGUUUGUUUUGUCUUUACAUUGAUUUCCAAAUCUCAACAUGGUAUGAGCAUGCAAGCGGGUGGUUGUGUUCUCACACUAGUAAUUGCAGGUACAUUAACGCUGUGGUUAUUGAACACUAUUAUUCAUCUCAUAGGCUUCUAUGCACAACUAAAGAUUGUUUUCAACACUGAUGUGCUCAACUCGGCCAGCGUUCACAUAGAUGUAGAGCGUCACAUGGGGACUUUGUCUUUAUUUAAGUGGCACGUGUUAUAUGGGCACACAGUUUUAAAUAAAAGGGUUUAUUUUUCAGUGAAAUUACUGUAUUCAUACUAGGUAAGAUGCCGUUUUUUAAAGGCUACUCUGAAUGCAAAUCAUGCUGGAAAAAAGAGGUGAUUCUCAGCUUGUGGUUUCUAUUCAACCCGCUGUUUUAAUAAUGGACUGUGAAUCCUAAAUGUCACCUCUCGUGUUCAGGUGAAAGGGUUUUAUUUUAAGGAGGUUUUUAUAUAUGUACACUGUACGCUCUGAUAUCAGUUUCAGGUUUAUUGCGUAGACUGGCUUAUGUCCAAAUGUGACCAAAUAGCUGACAGUUAGGCGGCUGUGUGAAACAAACACCACAACAAACGGUGAGCUGGGGCCUGUCUCAUGAAGCAAGACUAGUAAGUUAGUCAGUUUAGUCUAGGGAUUGUUUGAUAUAAAAGAACCACCUCCAUACUGAUCAGUUCUUACUGGAGCUCAAAGAACAAAAACACAUAAUUCACUUUUUAAAAUGUCAUCUAUCAUGAAGCUUGACAUUACUACAAUCACUUUUCUUCUAUUUUUUCUUCUUUUUAAAAAAAAUAAAUAUAAAACCUAUUUCAAUCAUUUUUAUGCAGGCG